AACUUCUGCACCUUUUAUGUUUCUGCCUGUGGUUUUUGGGCUUCCAUCGAUUCACGCGUAACACGGUUGAUGGACGCGUUGGGCUCGAGUGAAUAUCUUACUGGUUCAACACACGGAUCGAUUGCGGGAUACUGCGCUUGAAGGAAAAACGACUGUACGAAACUGAACAAAAAAACGAUAAACAAAACGGUUGUUGAAGAGACGUGUGUGGGAUACCGGUACAAACGACAAACAUACGCAUAAGAAAUCAUGCACACAGCACUACCAACAUGGCUCGCUCUGGCAGCAGCAAUAAUACCCAGCGCAACGGCGUUUUACCCGUACCACUACGACGGCGGUAGCACUUCCUCAUCGCCGUCCCCACGGUCGCAACAGUUCUCUCGAUCCUCGAAGGAAACCACUGCGCGCGGUGUCACGCUUCCUCUGCGCCGCAUCGCCACAGGCCUACAUUCCCGGCAGAGCAACGUGUACAACAUAGUCAACUCGAAGGACCCGAGUCAAGAAAAGAGCGUGGCCAUAGACCAAGAUGGCAAGGAUCUCAGCUACAUGGUCGCCGUGACCUUUGGCGAUAGCAAAGAGGAAUACCACAUGCUGCUCGAUUCCGCAGCUAGCAACACAUGGGUCAUGAGCCAGGACUGCAAGAGCGAAGCGUGUAAAACGCAUACUUUGUUCGGCAAGGGCGAUUCAAGCACCCUCAAGCCCGACACCAAACAAUUCAGCAUAACCUACGGCACCGGCUCCUCCAGCGGCACCCUCGCCUCAGACACAAUCCACAUCGGCACCUCUCUCUCCUCGCCCCUAACCUUCGGCCUUGCCACCAAUGUCUCAGACGAAUUCCGCGCGUACCCCAUGGACGGCAUCCUCGGCAUCGGCCGCGGGGGCGCAGCCAGCGAUGGCGAAAUCGCCGCCCCACAAAUCAUGGACGUGCUCUCAUCGAACCGCCUCAUCGCCGCCAAACUCUACGGCAUACACCUGAGCCGCGCCAAGGAUGGGUUGCAAGACGGCUCGCUGGACAUUGGACAUGUCGACACAACGCGCUUCUCAGGCGACAUGAACUACCUCGAUUGCGUCGAUAACGACGCGGGGUUCUGGGAGAUAUCCUUGCAAGGCGCGAGUGUGGACGGCAAAGACGCACUCGCUUCUUCUUCUGCUGCUGCUGCUGCUGCUGCUACCGCUAACGCAGGCAGAACAGCGAUUAUGGACACGGGUACCUCGUUCAUCCUGAUCCCGGAGCCAGAUGCACAAGCUAUCCACGCGUCUGUCAAGGACCACGUACAGAGCGGAGAAACGUUCUUCGUACCCUGCGACACAAAGGCGCAGCUUAGCUUCUCGUUCAACAAGGUAGCAUACAAUAUCUCGAGCCAGGAUUGGAUUGGAGAAAAGGUCGAGGGCCAGGGCGGGCUGUGCAGGAGCAACAUUAUUGGCAGACAGACGUUCAAGGCGAAUCAGUGGCUGGUGGGCGAUGUGUUCUUGAAGAAUGUGUAUUCGGUGUUUGAUUUUGACAAGAAGAGGGUGGGGUUAGGGGUCAAGAGGGGGGGCGAGGAGGGCACGGUUGAGGAGCAGAGUGCGACUUCUUCAGCUGCACAGUCUUCAGUCUCACAAACGGCUUCCGGUAGUGCUGCCGCACCCACUUCGACGGCUGUGGCGGACAAUGUGCCUCAGGGUCAGCAGGGCAGCAAUGCUGCUGCAGGACACUUUUCGUCAUCAUCUGCUCUAGUGUCCACGGUAGCACUUGCUGUCGUUUUAUUGUUCAUGUAAAAACUUUUACGGGAAGGGGGCGUUUUUUCUCUCCACAGUCUGUCAUACGAGGGUGGAAAUACACUAUGGUGGUACAUAUCUGUGCAUAUAUACAUAUUUAUCGAGAAAAAAAUACAAGAAAACAUGAA
Bipolaris maydis ATCC 48331 is the source of this 1886-nucleotide messenger RNA. Its product is annotated as aspartic peptidase domain-containing protein. NCBI's taxonomy places the organism in Eukaryota, Fungi, Ascomycota, Dothideomycetes, Pleosporales, Pleosporaceae. The record is from RefSeq and is a predicted model, not a curated record. Gene Ontology annotation, molecular function: aspartic-type endopeptidase activity. Gene Ontology annotation, biological process: proteolysis.